GAUGGGAGGACUGGUUGUUUAUUUGGACACCAUAUUGGUUCCCUUCAGUCUCUUCCUUACAGCAGGUUACCAUGUCUAUCUAUGGCUUAACUUCAAGAAGAAGCCCUUUAGUACCAACAUUGGAAUCAAUGAAAUAAAGAGGAGAGCAUGGUUUCGUAACAUACAGGGUGAUAAUAAGAAGGGUAUGCUGGCUGUACAAAGCUUGAGAAACACUAUAAUGGCUACCUCAUUCACUGCUUCAAUAACAAUUCUUCUUAGCGUGGCACUGGCAGCUCUAAUCAAUAAUUCCUACAAAGCAAGCGAAACAAGCCACCUCUUUGACAACCCUAUUUUUGGCUUGCAAUCUGGUGGGAUGUUUGCUGUAAAGUUUGGCUCAGCAUCACUUCUUUUGUUGCUUAGCUUCUUGUGUAGCUCUAUGUCCAUUGGGUACCUAAUCGAUGCCAAUUUCUUGAUAAAUGCUGCUCCUGAAUUCUCAUCACCUGAACACACACAGAUCGUGUUCGAGCGAGGGUUCAUGUUGGCUUUUAUCGGUAGCCGACUUCUAUGCAUUACCUUCCCUAUGUUGUUAUGGCUGCUUGGUCCAGCGCUAGUUGCUUUGUCCUCAAUGGCACUAGUUUGGUUGAUGUAUGAACUUGAUUUUUUGGGGAAAUUCAAACAAGGUGACAAGCAAAUUGGAGGUGAACAGAACAUGUACGCAUGAUUUCAAAUAUGAUAUAAAGAUGAAAAACUGAACUUGAUUGGAAGAGAGAGAAAAAGGGUCAAGUUCAUGAUGGCAAAAAAAUUCUCAAGCUUGAGUCAAAAACUUUAUAAUGAUGUUCAAGCCUCGGUAGGCAAGAUAAAACUUGAGCUUGACUUUGUAUUAGAAUUGAAGACUUGAAGUUACAAGGAUUUUCUUCUUUUA
Messenger RNA from Quercus lobata, 901 nucleotides. Its product is annotated as transmembrane protein, putative (Protein of unknown function, DUF599). The coding region runs from base 2 to 700 and encodes 232 amino acids. The transcript is spliced from 2 exons. NCBI's taxonomy places the organism in Eukaryota, Viridiplantae, Streptophyta, Magnoliopsida, Fagales, Fagaceae. The record is from RefSeq and is a predicted model, not a curated record.